Messenger RNA from Chiroxiphia lanceolata (lance-tailed manakin), 2394 nucleotides. RefSeq names its product cAMP responsive element binding protein like 2 (gene CREBL2). Gene Ontology annotation, biological process: regulation of DNA-templated transcription. Gene Ontology annotation, molecular function: DNA-binding transcription factor activity. The record is from RefSeq and is a predicted model, not a curated record. Gene Ontology annotation, cellular component: nucleus. Bases 221 to 655 code for a protein of 144 amino acids. The transcript is spliced from 4 exons. Lineage: Eukaryota; Metazoa; Chordata; Aves; Passeriformes; Pipridae.
AAAGGCGGCGGGGCCGGGCAAGACUACACUUCCCACCGCGCACCGCUCUGCCGGCGCCCUCGCGCCCGUCGGCUGUAAACAAACAGGGCGGCGAGUGAUGGCGAAGGCCGCGGGCGGUCCUGAGGUGUCCUGAGUGUCGGCUGUCUGUCCGCCGGCGCUGCGGACGGGCGGCGGCUCUGCCGGGCUCGGGCUGCGGCGCGGCGGACUCGUGGCGGCACACAUGGAUGACAGCAAGGUGGUUGGAGGCAAGGUAAAGAAACCAGGCAAACGAGGUCGUAAACCGGCCAAAAUAGAUCUGAAGGCAAAACUUGAAAGAAGUCGUCAGAGUGCAAGAGAGUGCAGGGCCAGGAAGAAGCUGAGGUACCAGUACCUGGAGGAACUGGUUUCAAGCAGAGAGCGAGCCAUCUGCGCUCUCAGAGAAGAGCUUGAAAUGUACAAGCAGUGGUGCAUGGCAAUGGACCAAGGGAAAAUCCCCUCUGAAAUAAAAGCCCUGCUAACUGGAGAGGAGCAAGGCAAAGCACAGCAGAACUCAACCAAACUUGCUAAGGCUGGGAAGACAGAAGCAAACAGCAGCAAUCCCUUCUUCCCCUGUGAUGCAUCACUGACAGGAGGCCAAUGCAGAACCUUCCACACUGCAGCAGAGAUACCUCGGUAACUCACAGAAGAAUGCUGUUUUGAGAAGCGGAUGCAUCCCCAGGUGCAGGGGCAAGGAUCCCAGUCUGCUGUCUUCUCUUUGCUCCUCCCCACAUGAAACUCUUUGAUGGUGUUCCUAAGGCUGUGUGGAGUGGGGCUUUUGGGGUAGUAGGUGUUUGUGUAAGUGGAGCAUUGUUCUUUCUUUCGCUACACCACCCUCCCCAAAUACAGCUAUGGCAGCUUUUGGGAAUUCCUGUUAUGAAAUGGGGGCUGCUUUUAUAUCAGAGCCCAGAAUUAGACUGGUUUUGGUUUUGGUAGUUAUGUGGUUGUUAACCACUGUGGGAGUCUGGGAGGUUCUGUAAAGUAAAAGCAAGAGAAGGAUCUCAUAACAACUUUGCUAAAGCCAAACAGAGUACUGUAGGUCAGGGAGAAGGAAAUGAAUCAAAAGCUUUCAGUAAGAAGGUUUAUAGCGAUGUAAUUUGUAACCUAAAUGAAGAUGUUGCUCUCAGCAUCCUUCUGUAAUCCAGCAUGUCUUAUAUGUGAUAGGGAUUCUUCAAGAGAGGUACUAGAUAUAUUACCUACUUCUGCCCAUACUUCUUUCACUGAAUAUAUUUUCUACUCUCAUGCUUCUGGUAGGAUAGUCAAAGCAUGUCCCUGCAUCUUGCUUCCAGACAUUCCCUCUCACCCAUUGGGCCCUGCUAUCUUUCUGUAUCUUUCUGUAGCUCCCUACAUUUUGGGCCCUAGUACUUUCCUGGACAGCAACUUAAAAUGGGUUCUGCUGCAUUGUCCUGGUUUCCCAGACAAAGAUAAUGCCAAGAACUGGUAGCAAGGAAACCAAGUGGCAUCAGUUUUAUAAGAAAGGUAAUGGCAAAACUCUCGUGGGCUGAUUUACUCAUACUGGUUAUUUACGGAUAACCCGCCACUUUCUUCAGACUGCUCUUUCUCCUGGAUAUGCUUUUUAUAUUCAUAUGAUGUAACAUGGAGAGUGGAGCUCUCUGGAUUUUCAGUGGGGGUUUGGCUUGCUUAUUCUGUUUUGUUUAUGGCAGUGUCUUUCUCUGUAUUUUAUGAAAUGCAUGGAACGUUUUUUAAUCUUAUGUUUUCUUCAUUGUUUCAUAGAAUAAAUAUUAUAAUGAAUGACUUUGCUAGACUGAAUGUUGCCUUCUUUUUAUUGAACUAAUUAGGUCUGUUUAGCGUUACCUCAAUUCAAGAUGAGUUGAAAGCACUGAAAAUAAUUUCAGUGUACAGCACAAUUGUUUUCAGAAUUCCAUUCUAAGCACUUAUAUAUUGAACCUUAAGGCAUGGUUUUAAGUUUAUUCUUUAGACCCUCCAAGCAUGCACUUAGUUAACAAUCGCUAUAAAUGUUGCACAGAUACAGGAAACUAUUAUGAAAGGUUAAGUAAUAUUGAAGUACAGAUGGGGAGGAUAUGGGGGUUCAGGUUUUGUUGUCCAUGUCCUGACCCCGGUCAUCCACCCCGUGGUGUUUGAAGUUUGGAACUGCAGUUUGUCCUGAAAGAUAGCAAUAAAGCCAGCAUGUAAGUUUGGGGAUUUUUGUCUGUACUGAAUGCUUGCAUGUCCAUUUUCUGGAGGAAGAAAAAUCCUAGGCCAAAUGUUCAGAACUAUACUCUGUGAACCUUGUAGCUGGAUUUUGUAACACGAUCAUACCAGAAGUGUAAUGUAUUACUUGGGGCUAGAGUUAGUCUUGCACAGUCUACUUUCAGAUGUAAACAAUGUAUUGUACUUAAACAUAUAUUUCAAAUUUUA